AUGGCCGUCUGCAUGCCUGUAUUUCUGUAUUUCUUGCCUUGGAGAUUACGAUACCGAGACAAGGAGGCACGCGAGCCACCCAGCAAGCAUAGACAGCUAACAAGAACUCGUCGUUUCCCAGGCCGCGGCGGCUUCCAGCAGCGCGACUUCGGCCCGCCCGCCCAGAUCCUCGAGCUCGGCUCCUUCAUGCACGCCUGCGAGGGCGAGAUGGUAUGCGAGUCGUCCAACCCCAAGGUGCCGCACUUCAACGCCCAGAUCUUCCUCGAGAACAAGACGGCCGUCGGCAAGGUCGACGAGGUCCUCGGCCCCAUCAACCAGGUCUACUUCACCAUCAAGCCCUCCGAGGGUAUCCAGGCCGGCAGCUUCAAGCCCGGCGACAAGUUCUUCAUCGGCUCCGAGAAGCUGCUGCCUAUGGAGAAGUUCCUGCCCAAGCCCAAACCCCCGCCGGGUGCCGCCCGCGUCAAGAAGCCCAGGGGCGGCGGCGGUGCGCGUGGGGGCCCCGGAGGCUUUUCGAGGGGCGGCCGUGGUGGAUUCGGUGCACGCGGAGGCGGCAGAGGCGGUGCCGGAGGUUUCUCAAGAGGAGGCGGCCGUGGCGGCGGUUCCUUUGGCGGCAGAGGUGGUGGCCGUGGAGGCGGCGGCGGCUUCGGCGGCGGCUUCAGCAGGGGAGGCUCUGGCGUCCGCGGUCGUGGCGGUGGUGGUUUCAGCAGGGGCGGCCGGUAA
Molecule: messenger RNA, 720 nt
Organism: Neoarthrinium moseri
Lineage: Eukaryota; Fungi; Ascomycota; Sordariomycetes; Amphisphaeriales; Apiosporaceae
Exons: 1
Coding region: 1-720 (239 amino acids)
Biological process (GO): snoRNA guided rRNA pseudouridine synthesis; ribosome biogenesis
Cellular component (GO): box H/ACA snoRNP complex
Molecular function (GO): box H/ACA snoRNA binding
Source: RefSeq, a predicted model, not a curated record